This is a messenger RNA of Bombus pascuorum, 2344 nucleotides long. It is a transcript of the gene Bub3, whose product is annotated as mitotic checkpoint protein BUB3. NCBI's taxonomy places the organism in Eukaryota, Metazoa, Arthropoda, Insecta, Hymenoptera, Apidae. The transcript is spliced from 5 exons. Gene Ontology annotation, biological process: mitotic spindle assembly checkpoint signaling. The record is from RefSeq and is a predicted model, not a curated record. Gene Ontology annotation, molecular function: ubiquitin binding. Bases 148 to 1128 code for a protein of 326 amino acids. Gene Ontology annotation, cellular component: bub1-bub3 complex; mitotic checkpoint complex; kinetochore.
UAUUUUUGUUUCUGAUAUUUAGGUUCCAUUUAAAUAAGUUUUUAACUAGCGUUUAACUAAUAGUUAAAAAUAUAAAAAUUUAUACUAAUAUUGAAAAUAAGUAUAUUAUAAAUCGAUUAUUAAGGACAAUAAUAGUUUUCUAAAAUAAUGGAAUCUCGGACAGAGUUUAAAAUAAAAUCUCCGCCAACUGAUGCGAUUUCAGCAGUGGAAUUUGGACCUAAUUCAACACAAUUCCUUCUUGUUUCCUCUUGGGACAAUACAGUGCGGUUGUAUGACAUUCAUGCAAAUACUAUGAGAUUAAAAUAUAAUCAUGAUUUGCCAGUUUUAGAUGUUGCAUUUCAGGAUGCUGUUCAUGCUUAUAGUGGUGGUUUAGGAAAUACAUUAAAGAUGUAUGAUAUCAAUAGUAAUACUGAAUCAGUUAUGGGAACACAUGAUAAACCAAUUAGGAAAAUUGAAUAUUGUGCUGCAGUAAAUGCAAUAUUAACUGGUGGGUGGGAUGCAGCAGUGAAACUUUGGGAUCCCAGAACACCCACUUGUGUAGGUAGUUAUUUACAACCUGAUGUCGUUCUUGCCUUGUCUGUAUGCGGAGAUAAAUUUGUAGUAGGUACAGCUAAACGCAAAGUUUGUAUUUGGGAUCUGAGAAAUAUGGCUGGUAUGUUUCAAAGACGUGAAAGCAGUUUGAAGUAUCAGACACGUUGUAUUAAAGGUUUUCCUAAUGAACAGGGAUAUGUUCUUAGUAGUAUAGAGGGCCGUGUUGCUGUUGAAUAUCUUGAUACAACACCAGAAGCACAGAAAAAGAAAUAUGCUUUUAAAUGUCAUAGGAUAAAGGAAAACAAUGUGGAGCACAUAUAUCCAGUGAAUGCUAUUAGUUUUCAUUCAACUUAUAAUACAUUUGCAACUGGUGGUUCAGAUGGUUAUGUGAAUAUUUGGGAUGGUUUUAACAAAAAACGUUUAUGUCAGUUUCACAGAUAUAAUGCUGGUGUUGCUGCACUUAGUUUUAGCCAUGAUGGUUCUGUGCUUGCCAUAGGAGUAUCGUAUUUGAAUGAAGCUGAAAUUCCACCAGGUGGAAAUGAUGAGAGAGAAAUUUAUAUAAGAUAUGUGAAUGACCAAGAAACUAAACCGAAAUAAUAUCGUGUUAUUGUACAAAGUUUUUUACAGGAAAAAUAGAUUAAAGAUUUUUUAAUUAUAUUCUGCUUUAUUAAAGCAGUAAAAACUGGAUGUUAAAGCUUUUUCACAGAAAUUAAUAAUCAUUUGUAAUAUAUAUAAUAACAGUGUUCUAUUUUACAUUUUUAUAUCUUAAACAAUUGACUGAUAAUUAGAAGCAAAAUCUACAAACGAGGUAAUAUCUUUUCAGAAUUACGAGACUAGUCAAAUUUUAAUAAAAUAUUUUUUUGUAAACAUUAUUUCGUUUAUUUAAGAUAAUAAUAGACUUAUUCAACAGUAUUUUACAUAUUAAAUAUUUGUAAAUUUUAUUGUUCAUUUCAUCAUCUAUUAUAUUAUUCUUUUCCUUCUUAUUAUUAAUAAUAAUUAUUACUAAUAGUACUAGAAAAAUAGUAUGCAUUUUAUUAUUUUAUUUUUAAAUGAAUGCAUAUUUAAUACUUAAAACAUAACUCAUGUAGUAAGUUUAUUAAGUGUUUGAGUAAAGCGUUUUAUUCAAAUUAUAAUAUAUUUUAAUAAAAAUGAAAUAUUAUAUAUUAUAGUAUCCAAUAUAUCUAUUACAGAAGUAUUAAUUAACGCAUAAUUAUGUUAAACAAUUUAAUGGAAAAUCUACUUAAAGAAAAACGUAGUUCUUAAACUGACUUUAUUAAGCCACUAAGAUUAAAUCAAACAAUAGUGUUUACAUAGUAUUAAAAUAAGUUGGAGCAAUAUAAACUUACAAGAUAAUUAUAAACCAUUUUAUAAAAGAGACAUAAGGUACAAAUAAUUUUUCUAUUAAUUUGCUCCUUUAUAAAUAAUUGUGCUAUUUAUUAAUACAUAUACGUAUAUAUUGCACAUUAUAUUUAUGAAAUUAUUGUCAGAAUUCGGUUGAUGUUAAUAGAAUGCUGCAAUACUAUACAAAAAUUUAGUAUGUAUUACUAUUUAGUUAAUAGAGUCAUCAUUCAUUUACUAUUACAUUAACGAUUGUACGUAUUACACAUAUCUGUAGUUUAAUGCGAAAAAAUGUAGAUGUUUGUUGUAUUUCUUAAAGUUAUUUGUAUAAUUGUUGAAAUUGGGAAAAGAUACAUUUAUUCUUUUUAUUAUAGAUAAAAGAACAAACUUGUUAGGGCAAUUGCAUUGACACAAUUUAUCUCAUGCAGAUAUAAUACUCAUAUUGCAAAUAAACUAAAUGUUAAUACUUGCGUAA